AUGUCUUACUCUCAAUAUUUAAAGCCAAUUUCUGAAAGACGUACCAUCUACAACUUAAAACCAGAAUUACCAUCUGGUAUUUCUAUUGACACUGUGCAAGCAGCUAUACAAACGAUUGUUAGAGACGUUCCAACUCAUUUCAACUGUCAAUUAAACCGUGCUAUUAUCUUAACUGGUGAUGCUCAUAAGAAGGUUUGGGAUAGUGUUGCUAAGGCUACUAAUGGUGCUAGAAGAGCUAUUGCAGAAAGAGAUGAAACUUUUGGUACUGUUGUUUUCUUUGUCGAUGAAGCCGUCACUAGGAAGCUACAAAAUGAAUACCCAGCUCAUCAUGACUUAUUACCAUUAUUCGGUGAACAAGUUUCUGGUGCUGCUCAAGUCCAAUCCUGGGUAGCUGUGGAAUCUAUGGGUAUGGGUGCCAACUUACAACAUUUCAAUCAAUUUGUUCAAGAUGCUUUACCAGCCGAUAUUCCAAAAAGUUGGGUUGUUAAGUCUCAAUUAUGUUUUGGUUUACCAACCGGUCAAGCUGAUGUUAAAGAAUAUGUCGAAAACCCGGUCAAAGUUUAUUAG
This is a messenger RNA of Henningerozyma blattae CBS 6284, 567 nucleotides long. RefSeq lists its product as uncharacterized. The record is from RefSeq and is a predicted model, not a curated record. Gene Ontology annotation, biological process: cellular response to oxidative stress. NCBI's taxonomy places the organism in Eukaryota, Fungi, Ascomycota, Saccharomycetes, Saccharomycetales, Saccharomycetaceae. The transcript has a single exon. Bases 1 to 567 code for a protein of 188 amino acids.